UCUUCUUCUUCUUUCUCCUUGAAAUUCCACCGCCACCGUUGCAAUCACAGCCCAAUCAAUCCAACCCUAAUUUCCAUCUAACCCUAAUUUCCAACGGGGAUUUGUUUCCCAAGUCAAAAUGUCGCGACGAACAAUUCCGAUCCUUAAGCAGGUCCUCUCCGGCGUCCGACAAACAACCACGACCCGAUCUGUAACCUACAUGCCUCGACCCGGCGAUGGCACCCCACGCGCGGUCACCCUUAUACCCGGAGACGGCGUCGGACCACUCGUCACGGGCGCGGUGGUGCAGGUUAUGGAGGCUAUGCACGCGCCUGUCUUCUUCGAGAAAUACGAUGUCUAUGGUGAUAUGAAGGCCGUCCCUCAGGAGGUGAUCGAUUCGAUUAAGAAGAAUAAGGUUUGUCUCAAGGGCGGGCUGAAAACACCCAUGGGAGGAGGUGUGAGCUCGCUGAAUGUGAUGUUGAGGAAGGAGCUCGAUCUUUAUGCAUCCCUCGUUCAUUGCUUUAACCUCCAAGGACUCCCCACUCGCCACGAUAACGUUGAUAUUGUUGUGAUUCGGGAGAAUACCGAGGGCGAAUACUCUGGCCUCGAGCACGAGGUUGUUCCUGGAGUUGUAGAAAGCCUCAAGGUUAUAACAAAGUUCUGUUCUGAACGAAUUGCAAAAUAUGCUUUUGAGUAUGCCUAUCUCAACAACCGGAAGAAGGUGACUGCUGUGCAUAAAGCAAAUAUUAUGAAGCUUGCAGAUGGUUUAUUUUUAGAAUCAUGUCGUGAAAUUGCUAGCAAGUACCCCAGUAUCCAGUACAAUGAGAUGAUCGUGGAUAACUGCUCGAUGCAACUUGUUUCUAAGCCAGAACAGUUUGAUGUUAUGGUGACGCCCAAUCUUUAUGGGAAUCUGGUUGCAAAUACAGCUGCUGGUAUUGCUGGGGGAACUGGUGUCAUGCCUGGAGGGAAUGUGGGGGCUGAUCAUGCCAUUUUCGAGCAAGGUGCUUCUGCUGGUAAUGUAGGAAAUGAGAAAUUACUGGAGCAAAAGACAGCAAAUCCAGUGGCUUUGCUUCUUUCUUCAGCUAUGAUGCUCAGACACUUGCAAUUUCCUUCGUUUGCGGAUCGACUAGAAACUGCGGUAAAACGUGUCAUAGCAGAUGGUAAAUACCGAACAAAAGAUCUCGGUGGAGAAAGUACAACCCAAGAAGUUGUGGAUGCUGUCAUUGCAAAUCUUGACUGAGAUUCUGUGUGAUUUCUGGACGACAUAGUACAUUUGAAAGCAUCCUUUUUGUAAUGAUUCUUUAUUUCACCAGUUGAUUUUUGUGCCGACCACGGAAUACUAUAUCCUAGGUCAAAUAAUGAUGGUGAGUCUUCUCACUUACGGUACAGUAGAAUAAGAAUCAAGGAAAAUUUGGAGUUCAUUGGAAGACUUUGGUUUUGUGUAAUGUCCAAAAUUUGGAUUUGCAUACUGAUGCCAUUCAUUUUUUUUUUUAAUUUAUGAUGAAUUUGUCAGACAGUUUCUGGAACUUAUGAAUUGAAAAUAGACAGGACACUUCUGACUGG
Erythranthe guttata (spotted monkey flower) is the source of this 1542-nucleotide messenger RNA. RefSeq names its product isocitrate dehydrogenase [NAD] regulatory subunit 1, mitochondrial. Lineage: Eukaryota; Viridiplantae; Streptophyta; Magnoliopsida; Lamiales; Phrymaceae. The record is from RefSeq and is a predicted model, not a curated record. Gene Ontology annotation, cellular component: mitochondrion. Gene Ontology annotation, biological process: isocitrate metabolic process; tricarboxylic acid cycle. Gene Ontology annotation, molecular function: isocitrate dehydrogenase (NAD+) activity.